AUGCCGGCCGCAAGGUGCUCGGGUAUGUUGGGACUCAGAGGCCCAGGGCGCAUGCUGAGUCGGCAGCCCCAAGGCCACAGCUUCGGCCCCAAAGCGAGGCGUGCCCUGCGGGAUGGCUCACAGGCGGGUGGAGGGGCGGGACCAGCCAGCUUGAAGGCCUCCAUCCUCCCACCGAUUGGCGGCAGUGAGAGACAGGCCCGCGAGGGGGCUCCAGCCAGGGCCGGGCCGUGUGCGCUCCAGGCGUCUCUCAGGCCUAGCGUGGGCCUGCAGCCGCUGGGUUCUGCCAGUCCGCUCUGGGACCUGCCUGCCUGCCCUUCCGUCGCAGCUGACGCUAAUCAGCACCAGGGCCACAUGGCGGGUGAGACGGGGCCCGGGGCCAGCGAGCCUCCCCGGGAAGCCUGGCACGGCCCAGGUCUGGGCAGGGCCCUUCAGGAGGCUGAGGCCCAGGGCCCUCCCGGGGAGCCGGCCCCGGGGGCCUGUGGGGCCCGUGCGGUGGGCUGGGCGGUGCAGCUGUCGGUCUGUGGGACGACCGAGGGGGGCGUUGUGCUCAGCGUGGGGGGUCUGCCGGAAUGUGUGACCCUGGCGGAGCCCACAGGGGAGGAGGAGGUUCUGGUGGUGGAGGACAUAUUGGAGGCCGUGGAGGUGGUGGCAGAAGAGGAAGAAGACGACAAUGACGAUGACAAGGAGGAUAAUGAAGAUGAGGACAGUAGUCAGGCGCAGGCCGGGCGCUGCGUCUCGGCUUCAAGUUCCCCGCUGGAGGCGCUGGAGUUGCUGGAGUUGGAGCUGAGCACCGCGAAUGCUGCAGACAGCAAGGUCUUCGCUCGGCUGAAGCUCAAGCUCCGUCAGCGGCAGAAGGCUUACCUUGAGCGCAGGAGGGCCAUCAUCCAGGCCAUCCCUGGCUUCUGGGCCAGAGCUAUUGUGUACCAUCCCCAGCUGUCAGCUGUGAUCACGGAGCAAGACAAAGACGUGCUGAGCUACAUGAUCAAUCUGGAGGUGGAGGAAAUCAAGCAUCCCAAAAGCUGCUACAGGAUCUUGCUGUUCUUCGGGAACAAAACCUACUUCCGGAAAAAAGUGGUUACCAAGGAAUAUCUCGUUAACAUUACUGAAUUCAGAGCACCUCAUUCCGCUCCAGUUGAGUGGUAUCAGGAUUAUGAGCAUGAGGCCCACAGCCACGCACACCAGAACAGCAGUCUUAACUUCUUCAACUGGUUUUCUGACCACAACUUUACCGACUCUUACACGAUUGCUGAGCUCAUCACUGAAGACCUGUGUCUCACUCCCUUGUGCUACUAUACAAGAAUGAAGGCGCCUGCGGAAGAAACAGAGGACAGCUACUCGAGCUGCAAGAGAUGA
Messenger RNA from Lemur catta (Ring-tailed lemur), 1353 nucleotides. Its product is annotated as testis-specific Y-encoded protein 3-like. Gene Ontology annotation, cellular component: chromatin; nucleus. Bases 1 to 1353 code for a protein of 450 amino acids. Gene Ontology annotation, molecular function: chromatin binding; histone binding. Gene Ontology annotation, biological process: nucleosome assembly. The record is from RefSeq and is a predicted model, not a curated record. NCBI's taxonomy places the organism in Eukaryota, Metazoa, Chordata, Mammalia, Primates, Lemuridae. The transcript is spliced from 7 exons.